CAGAGCCUUAGAAACCACCAUCGACCAUCCUGCAAAGCGCGGCCAUGGGGCAGUCCCCGGUGCGGGGAAUGCAUGUCCUCUUCCACUUGCUGGAACACGAGCGCGUUAGGGCGCUCAUAAAUACGGCCGUAGGGGGUUGACGCCACUCGCGAUGGCGGUGUAUGCGGGAAACGCCCCAGGGGUGCAUGCACUGCUUCAGGCGGGAGCACAAAUCGAGUCGAGCAAGAUGCUGAAUAAGCUUCUGGGUAUAGCUGUUGAUGCUGGCUAGCGGCCGCAGAUGUCCUCUCCUACGUAGAGUACGAAGUCGCCAGAUAAGGAGGAGCUGUAUCAGUGGCGGUUGGAGAUGGAAGAUAUUAUCCUUGCAUUGCUGGAUAAGGGUGACCCAGGCCAUGGGAGAACAGGACUGCAUGUCGCGGUGCAGCUAGGGAACCGGCAGAGGGUGGUAAAAAUGGUCGAGCAGCAGGGGCAGCAUAUAUUUGUUGGGGAUCGGGGACUGCAGACGCCCGGGGCAUUAGUUAAAGACUUGGACGGGUUGGAGGAGUCAAACGAAGAUGAUGAAUACCUUAAUAAGCUAAAACAACUGCGUGAGUACGUGCAUCAGAAGCUAGUCAAGGGAUCCAUCGCGGAUUCAACCAGCCCGGAAGCCCUCGAGAAAUGGCUAUGUACUCAUCCACUUUUUCCCGAGAACUCAGAAGAGAACAGGCAAGCUAAGGCUGAUAUGGAAGUGGCACUGGAGAAGCUCAGGCUUGAGAAGGAACUCUCUGUCGGAGACGGCAUCGAAUCGGUUGCCAUUGGUGGAGGAUGUGCUUCGCUGGCAACUUGUAAAAUGCACAUGGUUCCUACUUCAGCAACCAUUUCGGGGGCUUCAAAUCAUGUCUCCACAUAUUUAGCUCCCGCACAGACUGCUGUGCCAUCCCUUCUCACUAGUUGCACAGCGAUCCACAAAUUUCACAUGCUUGCUAUGAGUCUCCACCUCCCUUCAACAAAUUCAUAUCUCACAAGGGAAAAGUACAAAUCCGGGAAUCCGCUUUGGGCUUGGCUCGCCUGCGUACAUUCGCGAAAUGAUGUACCUGGCAGUGGAGAAGAAUGUCUAGCCAUGGGUCGAACAGCGGCUAACGAAGGAGGCAAACCAGGCGAUGGCUGA
Molecule: messenger RNA, 1144 nt
Organism: Fusarium redolens
Lineage: Eukaryota; Fungi; Ascomycota; Sordariomycetes; Hypocreales; Nectriaceae
Exons: 3
Coding region: 344-1144 (266 amino acids)
Molecular function (GO): protein binding
Source: RefSeq, a predicted model, not a curated record